AUGUAUCAGAGACGGGACAGGGGUGGUCAAAAUCAUAGUAAUUUUGACGAGGGCACUAAAAUGAGUUAUUAUGGAAGAAAAACUUCAAAACCGGACAAAAACAUAUCAAAACACGACAAUAAUUGCUGCCAGGAUAUAAGUAUCAGUCUGGAGCUAGAGGAUAAUGAUUCAAUGUUCUUUCAGGAUCUGAAGAAAAUGUGGACAAUGUUAAAAAACAGUCCACCAGUGAUAAGCAAGCUGCACAAUUACUACAAUGCAUGUUACAACUUAAAUAUAAACCCAUAUGUUCAAGAAUUGAAGCUAAUUUUUAACUGUCAGGAUUUUUAUAAUAUAAAAAGUAAAACUCUGCCGUUAUUUGUGAUUGAAGAAUUCAAAAAGUGGAGUACAAUAUCAAGGAAUAAAAUCAUACACUUUUUGACACCACAAGUCCAAUUGGAUGCUUUCAAAGUGAUCAAUUUGCAAAACUCUUACAGUGUUAAAAAAAUGGUUUUUGAGUGUUAUGAGUUUUAUCAGAGUAAAGAUUUGUUUUUUAAUAGUAUUACGUGUAUGGUAGAGAGAAAACAGUACAGAGAGGCUUCAUAUUAUGCCAUGCUGUUCAAGUUUCAUGAUAAAUUUACAAUAGAUGAUUUUUUAAUUCCCCUGGUGUUGCAAGACAAAUUAUGUGGUGUGGUUGACGAAUUUUUGGAGGGCAGCAAAAAACAUCAAGUCGAUUUGGUUCAGUGGUGUGACUCGAUUUUGGCCAAAAAUGUUAAUCAUGCUGCCAUGGAGUAUGUUUGUUUGAAAGGCAUCGCCGACGUAAAACUCGAAAAGCUUUACGCUAAACCGUGGAAAAAACUGAUUGCCCGACUGGUGAAAACCUAUCGUCUUCCGUCGGACUUGACCCCGAACCUCGUGAAAAAACGCAACGAGGGGGCGCUACAGUUCAUCCUUCAUAAACGUUUCAUUGAAAGGGCUUUCAGCGACGACAGCUACCGAGAGAUGGUGCAAGAGGCGGUAGGCGACGACGAGGAAAUGAAAAAAGAGUUGGUAUCGCAGGUGGCGACGUACCAGGAGUUAUCGGAAGCGCUGAGGUGGGCGCAUUUUUAUAAUAUAGAGAAGGAGGCGUGGCCCUAUGGGCUGAGAAUAUACGAGGAAAAUCCGAAUGAAGAUAGACAUCAAUUGGACAUUUUAAAACCGGAAGAGGAGACGUGGGAUUUGGAACCAGCACCAAACGAAAAUGCUGACUAUCACAAAUUUCGUCUGGAUUUUAAUAGUAUUCGUUUGAUAGAUUCUGAAGAGACUUUCCAUAGUUUUUUGGAUACAGGACUUCAGGACGUAGACAUAGUAGGUAUAGAUUGCGAAUGGAAACCCAGUUUCGGUAACAAAACCAACGAGCUAGCACUGAUGCAGAUAGCGACUCGAAAAUUCGUGUUUAUUUUGGAUGUGAUCAAUCUUAGCGAUAAAGUACCGCCGCUGUGGCAAGAAUUGGGAAAAUUACUGUUCAACAAUAGCGGUAUUGUCAAGUUGGGUUUUAGUUUUUCCAGCGAUUAUGCGAUGAUCAAGCAAACUUUGCCGUUGCUCAAUUUUUCCACCAAACAGGUGGGUUUUUUGGAUCUUCAUUCCAUAUGGAAGCAGCUUGAAAAACAUAGCAGGAUUAAAUUACCUUAUGAAGUUCGAAUCGGUGGCCCCAGCCUGGGCACUUUGGUCCACCACUGCCUGGGUCGCCCUCUAGACAAAUCCGAUCAGUUUUCCAACUGGGAAAAACGCCCCCUUCGCGAAUCCCAGCUCAUAUACGCCGCCCUCGACGCUUACGUUCUCAUAGAAAUCUACGACGUCAUGAAACAGUGCACGGAGAGCGCCAAACUUAAUUUCGACGACAUCUGCUACCAUCUCAUGACCAACGAUAAAACGCAAAAGAAAAAGACCAAAAAUCAAGGAAGAAGAAAGUUUACUAACUCGACGGCACCCACCGUGCCGCAGGCUCCCAGUCCGCACCCUGCGGCAGUCCCUGCGCACCAAGUCAAAGUGGUGUGCGACACAAUGUUGCAAGGUCUGGCGAAAAAUUUGCGACGAGUCGGCAUCGACGCCGCGGUGUUGCAAAAUCACCAGGAGCACCAGGAGUGCGUCAAGUACGCGAUAAACGAGAAAAGGUACAUUUUGUCCAGAGGGGGAGUUUACAAUAUGUUGAGCGGUUAUGUACCGCAAGGUCACUGUCUAAAAAUAUUAAGUGACGAUGUGGAUGAACAAUUGAAAGAAGUACUGGAUUAUUAUAAAAUAAUUGUUACAAGGGAUCAUAUAUUUAGCAGGUGCCAGGCUUGUAACGGUAACAGUUUUAUUAAAGUAUCGCGUUCGACUAUGUCAGCUCUGGUAAAUUCUGCAAGAAGCGUUCAUCACCCUCCUCCAUGUUACGAAGAAGACGAAGCAACAGGUUUUACAAGCGAAGAAGAAUUGGAAGAAGCCGGUUACAGUUACCGAAAACAACCGUACGUGGCGCCACCGGCACCUAUCACUACUUCCAGAAAGUGGGACCUAUAUCCUGAUGAAAAAUUGGAUAUGGGACUGUGCCAAACAAAACAGGGGGCCAAAAUUCAAGUAUCAAACAUCCCUGAAGGUGUUUUAAACAAAAACGAGCUCUAUUAUGUGUGCGAGGAGUGCGGAAAAGUUUUCUGGGAUGGGACUCAUUUUGAAAAAGUCCUUCAAGGAAGGCUCAAAGAUGUCGUGCAAUAG
Messenger RNA from Brassicogethes aeneus, 2706 nucleotides. The record is from the annotation of a GenBank genome assembly. Lineage: Eukaryota; Metazoa; Arthropoda; Insecta; Coleoptera; Nitidulidae.